Molecule: messenger RNA, 1623 nt
Organism: Globicephala melas (long-finned pilot whale)
Lineage: Eukaryota; Metazoa; Chordata; Mammalia; Artiodactyla; Delphinidae
Source: RefSeq, a predicted model, not a curated record
AUGGAAGAGGCAGAGGGGAAGAUGAUGCGGAAGAAGCUGACGCCGGUGAUGAGAGGAGACCCUCCAACACUAACAGGUAGAGCAAAUGAAUCUAGAAAAUUAUAUGGAGUCCAGUUCCACCCUGAAGUUGGCCUGACAGAAAAUACGAAAGUAAUACUGAAGAAUUUCCUCUUUGACAUAGCUGGGUGCAGUGGGACCUUCACUGUGCAGAACAGAGAACUUGAGUGCGCUCAAGAGAUCAAAGAGAGAGUCGGCACAUCAAAAGUUUUGGUUUUGCUCAGUGGUGGAGUGGACUCAACAGUUUGUACAGCUUUGUUGAAUCGUGCUUUAAACCAAGGUCAAGUCAUUGCUGUGCACAUUGAUAAUGGCUUUAUGAGAAAACGAGAAUGUCGGUCUGUUGAAGAGGCCCUCAAAAAACUUGAAAUUCAAGUCAAAGUGAUAAAUGGCGCUCAUUCUUUCUACAAUGGACAAACAGCUCUACCAGUAUCAGAUGAAGACAGAUCUCCACGAAAGAGAAUUAGCAAAACCUAAAUGACUACAAGUCCUGAGGAGAAAGGAAAAAUCAUUGGGGAUACUUUUGUCAAGAUUGCCAAUGAAGUAAUUGGAGAAAUGAACCUGAAACCAGAGGAGGUUUUCCUUGCCCAAGGUACUUUAUGGCCUGAUCUAAUUCAAAGUGCAUCCCUUGUUGCAAGUGGCAAAGCUGAACUCAUCAAAACCCAUUAUAACGACACAGAGCUUAUCAGAAAGUUGAGAGAGGAGGGAAAAGUCAUAGAACCUCUGAAAGAUUUUCAUCAAGACGAAGUAAGGAUCUUAGGCAGAGAAUCUGGACUUCCGGAAGAGUUCGUUUCCAGGCAUCCAUUCCCAGGUCCGAGCCUGGCAAUCCGAGUAAUAUGUGCUGAGGAACCUUAUAUUUGUAAGGAUUUUCCUGAAACCAACAGUAUUUAGAAAAUAGUAGCUGAUUUUUCGGCAAGCGUUAUAAAGCCACAUACACUAUUACAGAGAGUCAAAGCCUGCGCAACUGAAGAGGCUCAGGAGAAGCUGGUGCAAAUUACAAGUCUGCAUUCACCGAAUGCCUUCCCGCUACCAGUUAAAACUGUGGGUGUGCAGGGUGACUGUCGUUCUUCCAGUUAUGGGUGUGGAAUCUCCAGUAAGGAUGAGCCUGACUGGGAAUCUCCAAUUUUCCUGGCUAGACUUAUACCUCGCCUGUGUCACAACAUUAACAGAGUUGUCUAUAUAUCUGGCCCACCAGUUAAAGAACCUCCUACAGAUGUUACCCCCACUUUCUUGACAACAGGGGUGCUCAGUACUUUACGCCAAGCUGAUUUUGAGGCCCAUAACGUUCUCAGGGAGUCUGGGUGUGCUGGGAAAAUCAGCCAGAUGCCGGUGAUUCUGACACCUUUACGUUUUGAUCGGGACCCACUUCAGAAGCAUCCUUCAUGCCAGAGAGCCAUGGUUAUUGGAACCUUUAUUACUAGUGAUUUCAUGACUGGUGUACCUGCAACCCUUGGCAAUGAGAUCCCUGUAGAGGUGGUGUUAAAGACGGUCACUGAGAUUAAGAAGAUUCCUGGUAUUUCUCAAAUUAUGUAUGACUUAACAUCAAAGCUCCCAGCAACUACUGAGUGA